Messenger RNA from Malania oleifera, 3853 nucleotides. RefSeq names its product cytochrome P450 78A5-like. The coding region runs from base 1868 to 3457 and encodes 529 amino acids. The record is from RefSeq and is a predicted model, not a curated record. Lineage: Eukaryota; Viridiplantae; Streptophyta; Magnoliopsida; Santalales; Ximeniaceae. Gene Ontology annotation, molecular function: monooxygenase activity; heme binding; oxidoreductase activity, acting on paired donors, with incorporation or reduction of molecular oxygen. The transcript has 2 exons.
UUCUUGGUUUCCUAAUUUCUCCACAAGGCAAUUGGUAUGAGUCUUUUUCCUGUUUGGCUCACUUUAGGAAUGCAUAGAUGUUUUGACAGUGUACAGCCUCCUAAGAUGUGUUUUGAGCAGUAUUCAUGAGGUGUGACUGACUGCUCAUCACCCUAACAACAAAGAAAAAAUCCCAAAGGAUCUGCAUGAUUCGUUGAAUCCAACUCAUAGGACAUGCGGUCUCCCCCCCCCCCCCCCCCACCCAAAAAAAAACUUUUAACACCUGUCUAUUAAGAAUUUUAUUUGAAAAAAAAAAGAAAAUAAUUUAUUUUUAUUAUAUUUUCUUUCUAUAUCAAAUCUUAUUAUGAAUGAGAAUUUGUUCUAAUGCGAUCAAAAAAUAAGAGAAAUUAAACCCUAGUGAUGUAAAGGUAAAAUUUUGUUUGUUCAAUUACUAUUACUAUUAUUUUUCACUUUUUGAGAUAGCUAAACAUGAAAUAGUGAAUUAUUUUAUUCAUGUUUUCUUUUUUAUUGUUCUAAUGUGUUUCAAGUUUUAAAUAAGGUUUUAAGAGUACAGAUUUGGAAUGAUGACUUGUGGUAGAGUCAAAUUUUUUGGGGUGAAGGGGGUCAUAUAGCCAAUUACAUUCAAAAGACUUGGCAUAGGAACCUCUUCAGAUGUCUGUUUAUGUACAUUUUUUAAUCUAUGUAAGAAAUUGAACCUUGAACGCCUUAUUAUGUAUAUAGAUACAUUUAUAUAUAUUAUUAGGUAUAAUUUUUAAAGGGAGCAAGGAUACUCUCUCAUACUUUGAAGGGAAAAAAUAGAUUUUCAUGCUAUAAAUAUCUAAAAUAAAAUAAAAUUUUAUGUGAACUUAGAGAAACUCUAUGCAAACAAUUUAUCUAUAUAUGUGUGUGUGUGUGGGUGUGUGGGAAAGAAGAUUAACUUUAUAACAUGCUUCAUAUUAGUCUUACUGGACCACUUUAAGAAUGGAUGAAAUCUGUCUUGUCUCUUCAUGGAUUUUUGGAUUAAAUAUUGAUAUCCAUGUUUGCCUUUUGAAAACAAAGGACCUUCUGCAUAAUUUUUCCCUCUGCCAACUGUAAAGAAGGAAAGGUGAUAUGAACUUGCUCCUCUUUUUCUUUCUUUUUUUCUUUCUUUUGACAUGACGUAAAUUUAUUAUUAUUUUUAAAUGUGAGAUUGUUAGUGGAUUUUUGGACAAGUACUUAAUUUUAAGGUAGCAAGUAUACUAUGAAUACUCACACAAUAAGUCAAACGGAGCUUAAUAUCCUGAUUUUCUGUUGCUUGACCCUAUAUUUACUAAUUGAUUUUUAAUUUGACAUUUUAUUUGUUAGAGAUUUGUUGAUCAUUGUAUUUUUAGCCAUCAUUUAAUUAGAAAUUUUAUAAAAAUCAGCGCUAUAUCUAUGUGUAUUUGUAGAGAUUAUCUUUUAUUGUAUUUUUUUCCUUUUAAGAAAUUUGUUAUAAAUUCAUAGUCAUCAUCAUGCACUACUAACUAUAUAGUUUUUUGUUAAUAUUUAUUCUAUUUUUUUAAUAAUUUAUAUAUAUAUAUAUAUUUAAAUAGUAAAUUUAGAACUGUGGAGCACACACAUACUAUUUAUCUGUCUAUCUCAUGACUCAUGCAUCAUGUGUGAUCUCUCAAUGCACAAAAUAGUGAAUUAAUUAUUGUGACUAAACAAAAAUCUAAGUCCUUGUCAGCCUUGAAGGAAGAGAAGAGCACUGCCUAUGCAGCAAAAAGACUCCCAUAAGCUAACCAUGGUUGGCAAAGUAACCAUAUCGUAAUCCCCAAGUUUUCGCUUUUCAGGUGCUAUAUAUACAAAUCAUUCCCAAUGGCGCCCUCUCCACACAAAAGUUAUCCUCUUUGACAUUUUCACUCCUAACAUGAACUCUUUCAUGCUGCCAACCCUCUUCAACUUUCUACUCUCAUGCUUGGGAGCCACCCACCAAAGCACUACUUCUCCAUGGCUUCUCCCACUCCUCUUCUCCAUCCUCUUUCUCUUCUCUUUCCUCCCCAAGUUUUGGCUAGUUCCUGGAGGCUUCGCAUGGAGAAACCACUGCCAAACUUCCCCGAACCUUCGUGGGCCGAUGGGCUGGCCUUUGGUGGGCCUCUUGCCCCAAAUGGGCUCGCUUGCCCAUCGCAAACUAGCAUCCAUUGCCACUUCUUUUGGCGCAAGUGCUACUAGACUCAUGGCAUUUAGCUUGGGUGCAACUCGAGUGAUUAUUAGCAGUCACCCUGAGACUGCCAAAGAGAUACUAACUAGUCCUUCAUUUUCCGACCGUCCAUUGAAGGAAUCAGCCCGCUUGCUCAUGUUUGAGCGGGCUAUCGGCUUCGCACCCUCCGGCAAUUACUGGCGCCACCUCCGAAAGGUUGCGGCAACCCACAUGUUCUCGCCAAGGAGGGUUUUGGGCCUCGAGGGGCUUCGACAGCGAUUGGCAGAUGAGAUGGUGGCAAGAGUGGGGAGGGAAAUGGAGGAGAGAGGGGUUGUGGAGUUGAGAGGGAUUUUACAAGAGGGUUCGUUAAGUAACAUCAUGGAGAGUGUGUUUGGGAGUGCUCUAAAGGAAAGGAGAAGAGAGGAGUUGGGUGCUAUGGUAAAGGAAGGGUAUGUGAUAAUAGUGGAGUUCAAUUGGGAAGACUAUUUUCCCGAAAUAAGAUUUAUGGACUUUCAUGGGGUGAAAAGGAGGUGUCACAAGUUGGCAGCUAGGAUUAAUGAAGUUGUUGGUGAGAUUAUAAGAGAAAGGAGAAGAGAGAUUGGAGAGAUGGUGAUGAGUGGUGGUGGUGGUGGUGAUUUUUUGAGUGUUUUAUUGUCUCUGUCACAAGAGGAACAACUGAGUGAUUCAGACAUGGCAACUGUCUUGUGGGAGAUGAUAUUCCGAGGAACAGAUACAGUUGCUAUCCUUCUUGAAUGGAUCAUGGCCCGUAUGGUUUUGCACCCAGACGUCCAAGCCAAAGCCCAGCACGAGCUCGACGCGUGCGUCGGCAGCCACAGGCACGUGCGAGAUUCCGACGUCCCAAAGCUACACUACCUUCAGGCCAUAGUGAAGGAAGUCCUCCGGCUGCACCCUCCGGGCCCGUUGCUCUCGUGGGCGCGCCUUGCCAUUCACGAUGUCCACGUGGACAAGGUGUUCAUCCCAGCUGGGACCACGGCAUUGGUCAACAUGUGGGCCAUAGCCCACGACCCGUCCAUUUGGAAAGACCCAUGGGCCUUCAGGCCCGAGCGAUUCAUCGAGGAGGACGUUUCGGUCAUGGGCUCGGACCUCAGGCUGGCGCCGUUCGGGUCGGGUCGGCGGGUUUGCCCUGGCCGAGCACUAGGCUUGGCCACCGUUCAUCUAUGGCUAGCGCGGCUUCUCCACCGGUACAAAUGGCUUCCGGUCCAGCCCGUGGAUCUCUCAGAAUGCUUGAGGCUCUCACUUGAGAUGAAGAAGCCAUUGGCUUGUUGCGCGGUUUUCCGUCAAGCCGUCUGCAACCUCUGAGGUAGCACGACGAAGAGAUUAUAGAAUAAACAAACCUCUCCACGUCGCCAUGCAUCCAGCACUAUUCGGGUAAAACUAUCACGUAACAAUCACAAGAACAUGCACGGGAUGCGUGAUCGAGUAGAGGAAUCGAUUUAUUGUAUAAUUUUUUAGGAAGAAGUGUUUAAUUGUUAUUACAAAAUGCAUAAUUGUAAAGAAGAGUGAUGAGCUAAGGGCAUGGUUGAGCACUUGUAAUUAAGCCCAAAGAUGGUAUGAGAGAGUGCAACAGUUUGCAGAAGCUGUGAAUUAUUGCUCUUCUACUACUUGGUGAGGGUGUCAAGUGUGUUUUAAGUUCAAGAAAAUUCCAGAACUAGUGGCAUAGCAUUCCACGGAAGUAAUAAAAUAGUAUUUUCGGCA